Messenger RNA from Staurois parvus, 491 nucleotides. The record is from the annotation of a GenBank genome assembly. Lineage: Eukaryota; Metazoa; Chordata; Amphibia; Anura; Ranidae.
UGGGAAGAAUGCUCCUUACAUUGGUGAUCAGUGAGAAGAAUACUCCUUACAUUAGGUGAUCAGUGGGAAGAAUGCUUCUUACAUUGGUGGUCAGUGGGAAGAAUGCUCCUUACAUUGGUGAUCAGUGGGAAGAAUGCUUCUUACAUUGGUGGUCAGUGGGAAGAAUGCUCCUUACAUUGGUGAUCAGUGGGGAGAAUACUCCUUACAUUGGUGAUCAGUGGGAAGAAUGCUCCUUACAUUGGUGGUCAGUGGGAAGAAUGCUCCUUACAUUGGUGGUCCGUGGAAAGAAUGCCCCCUUACAUUAGUUAUUAGUGGGAAGAAUGCCCCUUACAUUGGUAGUCAGUCGGAAGAAUGCCUCUUACAUUGGUGGCCAGUUGGAAGAAUGCCCCUUACAUUGGUGGCCAGUUGGAAGAAUGCCCCUUACAUUGGUGGUCAGUUUUGAAGAAUGCUCCUUACAAUGGUGGUCAGUGGGAAGAAUUCCCCCUUAGGUU